CGGUGACAAGCUGGCUCAUGAAUGUGCGCGCGCAUCGCCACCGGGAAAGAAGGAAGCAAAGUAUAACCUUUCUCCGAUUGGAUAGGACCGCACCGACCUAAUGGCCAAUGAGAUGCAGUUCUAGAGGAGUAUAUACAUGUGGUGCGACAUCCAUAUAGGAUUAUCUUUGAAUCAUAUUGAUAGUAAAUCAUGAGCGGAAGAGGCAAAACAGGAGGCAAAGCCAGAGCUAAGGCUAAGACCAGAUCUUCACGCGCCGGGCUCCAGUUUCCCGUGGGCCGAGUGCAUAGACUUCUCCGCAAGGGCAACUAUGCUCAACGUGUUGGAGCUGGUGCACCGGUCUAUUUGGCCGCAGUUCUCGAGUACUUGACUGCUGAAAUCCUUGAGUUGGCUGGUAAUGCUGCCCGCGACAACAAGAAGACUCGUUUCAUCCCUCGUCACCUGCAGUUGGCCGUCCGCAACGACGAAGAGCUGAACAAACUUCUUGGAGGAGUCACUAUCGCUCAGGGUGGAGUUUUGCCUAACAUCCAGGCAGUGCUUCUGCCCAAGAAAACCGAGAAAGCCGUUAAAACAAAGUAAUUUAGGUUACAACUGUCGCUGUCAAAUCCCAAAGGCUCUUUUAAGAGCCACCCACUCAACUUUAAAGCGCAGUAUGUCCAUACUGCAAAGUAGGUUAUAUUAAGUUAGGUGACGGACAUGAAAGGUCGAAUUACUACCCUUCAAAUAAUCAUGGUGGAAUGGAAUAUUAUUGGUACCCAUUUUCACAUCUCUUGGGAUGAAAUGUAAAAUGAAUUACAAUUCCAUGCAUGUGUAGGGUAGUGUUUGUGUGUGCAUGUAGUGUAUUAUUAUACAUAUACUGGUACAUAUGUACUCGUUCCCUUAUAUUCUUACCUUGUAUGUGUAAAAAUGCAGGGAUGCAAGCCCAUCAGGGGUGUGUGUACAAAUUAAAAUGGGUUAAGUUU
Molecule: messenger RNA, 959 nt
Organism: Osmerus eperlanus (European smelt)
Lineage: Eukaryota; Metazoa; Chordata; Actinopteri; Osmeriformes; Osmeridae
Product: histone H2A-like
Exons: 1
Coding region: 190-576 (128 amino acids)
Biological process (GO): heterochromatin formation
Cellular component (GO): chromatin; nucleosome
Molecular function (GO): DNA binding; protein heterodimerization activity; structural constituent of chromatin
Source: RefSeq, a predicted model, not a curated record